GAAUGGUGGGAAUCAGUGGAGUGGGAUGAUCCUAAUGCUAAGAACCUCCUUCAACCUUUCCUGAAAUAUCAUUGGUGGUGAUUGAGGUGUGAAGCAAAUAGAGGCAAACUGCAAAGGGAGUUGUUGACAAAUCGUUCCUUUCCAGAAAUCAAAGUCGCGUGCCACCUCAUGACACGUGCCAAUAAAAACCUCUUCCUCAAUUCGUCCCUUUUGUCCUCUCUCAGUGAAAACAAUUGGGUAUUCUAGAAGAGAAAACGGUAUGUCCGAGAUUGAAACCCUAGGUGGGUAUAUUCUAGAAGACAAAGAUGACCAGCCUUUGCUGGCUCACAAACUCCAACCAAGGUUGAAGCAGAAGAGGUGGUGAAAGUUGAAAGUGGAACUAUAAAGAAGGCUGACAAUAAAGCAGUGAUCAAUACUAGCAACAGGCCUCCGGCACCCAGCACCCAAGAAGUUUCCUGCAGUAGGAAGCACUACUCCUUAUGUGGGAAGGAAAGCAGGAGACAAGAAAGCAGGGAAAGUAAAGGAUUCCAAGCAAGGCAAUAUCUCAUCGUUCUUCCAGAGAGUUAAUUUCUGCAGAUUAGCAGGAUGAGGUUUCUACUUCUUCUUCCUAGCCAUAAUUCUUCAUUGGAUCUCGUUCUUCCUUUUGGUUUGACAAUUAUAGAUCUAGUUCUUCUUCAUCUACAAUGGGAGGCCUGAUUCUCUAUAUCAACACUGGUGGUGGCAGCCUAAUUCCUGUCAACUACUGAGGAGAUUCAGCGCAGAGAGCCCAGUUCAAGUCAAUGGUUUGUGUGAUGCAAUCUGUGAUUCCUAAGGAGAAGAAAUCCUUCCGUAGAAUUCCUCCCAUGAAGAUCUUUAAAGCUGAGGUAUCAGGAGUACAAUGCAUCAAUUGAGUACUACUGGGCUUCCUUCAUACUGGAGUCUAAUUCAUACCAUGCAACAUAUCAUACUGUGCUGAGAUGAUUGGUGAACCUUGCAGCCACAGCCAAACAUGGUAGGAGCUAGAAAGAAGUUGAUGUGUUGGUGUUUGAGUGGUGGAUGCAAAACGUAACAAACCUCAGAUCAAUGCUAUGUAAGUUUCUAGUUUUCGAUCCAAGGCUAUCUAUUCCAUCCAAAUUCUUUUGGUUUUUAUGAACCUUGCUGCCAUAGCCAAACACGGCAGGAGUUAGGAAAGAGCUAUGUGUUAGUGUUUGGAGCUAUGUCUGGUGGAUGUACAAGCAUAGUAAGCUUCAGAUCAAUGUUAUUUAUGGAACACCUGGGAUUGUUCAAGAAUAUAAUGUGACAACUACUUGCAAAUUGAGAAACCUAGGCAAAUUGGUAAGAAUCCAACAUCAGUGCUCUUUGUCCCCAACACACGUGGUAUGUUUCACUUGCUGUUUUCUAUUAAGAAACAUCCCAAAUCCCCAAAUUAUGAAGAUGAUGAUAAUAUAGGGAGCUAUCAAGCUGUUAUAAACCAUUUUUAUGAAUUAGGAGUUAAUGCUUCCUAUGUUAAUCUUCUUUUCUUUUCAAAUUUAUAAGAUUUUUUUUUUAAUAAUAUGAUUUUGAUUACUGAUCAAUAAUCAUGAAUUUGUAUAACCCUUCAAGGUUUUCACCUCUUCCUCCAGAACCAGUUGCUCUAAACUAUGGUCAUGAUGCAAAUCAUGAAAUCCCUCUGCUGCUGUUACUAGACCCAGUUUUGAGGAUAGUGUAUUUACCUAUUUCCAUCUCCACGCAUGUCAGUUUGCAAUUGUAUUCUGAAAUUCAGCGGUGAUUAUGGUUUUCUGAUUUGCAUUGUUCAAAUUAUCCGAGGAAUUGAAGAGGAAAGAGAGGAAGAUUGGUUAUGGCAGUUGAACUUAACCAACGGUAGGAGGUAUAUAUAUCAAGGAGAUUGAACUUGUGACACAUGUAGACUUUUACAACUUGCACUCAUCUGUUUCUUUUGGGACCUACAGCAUGGGAAGUGAAGCUGAAAGAAAAAGCUUUAGCAAGAGGAUUGGUUCUAUGCUUUUUCUAAAAUGACAUAGCUGCUACUGUAACUUGCAUCAAAGGGGAAGGUUGGAAGCCAGGUGGUAAUGAGAACUGCAUCAAUUAAUCUUAUCCAAUCCAAGAAGCAUUAUCCUGGGGAAUUGGAUCUAGUCUUGCCAUCAUGGAAAUAGUUCGCAACAUCUUACAAGAACUAAAGAUCAACCAUCACAGUUUUGAACGUCACACAAUUGUUAAAAGAUCAGAAAGAUGCUCAUAUUUGUUUAUGGUGAAUAGAAGAGCAGACUCUUGACAGGGAAAUUAAGAAUGUAAAAUCAAGGUAUUUAUAAAACAAAGAAUGAGUCUUCAUUUCCAAAUCAGUUUGCUGCUAAGCCAUUUCCAAAUUAGUUUCCAAAUCAACUAUCGAU
Rubroshorea leprosula is the source of this 2366-nucleotide messenger RNA. The record is from the annotation of a GenBank genome assembly. Lineage: Eukaryota; Viridiplantae; Streptophyta; Magnoliopsida; Malvales; Dipterocarpaceae.